Molecule: messenger RNA, 3120 nt
Organism: Fusarium pseudograminearum CS3096
Lineage: Eukaryota; Fungi; Ascomycota; Sordariomycetes; Hypocreales; Nectriaceae
Exons: 2
Coding region: 1-3120 (1039 amino acids)
Cellular component (GO): cytoplasm
Molecular function (GO): ATP-dependent chromatin remodeler activity; ATP binding
Source: RefSeq, a predicted model, not a curated record
AUGGUUAACGAACGUGCGCCCCCAAAGGCGCCUCUACGCGAGACUGCAUCCCGCGAGCUCUCUCCUGACGAUGAUAUUACAACCCUUAUCACUGGUGCCACCAGCACUCCCACAUUCGGUCAUCCUACCAAGAUGAUGUCCUCUCGUAAGCAGAGAGCAGACCCUUUCAUACGGCAAAAGACCCGGCCCGAACACCAUAUCGAUAAUCGAAGCAGCAACGGUACCAGAAUCACAGGCCCUAAAGGCCCUACAUACCAGGACCGAAGGGCGCCACCGUUGCCAAUGUUUAGCUCAGACGCUCCACCUGCAUCAUCUCAUGCACCCCCCAGGACCUACGGCGAGGAGACCUUUUACACAGACCCUGCCAAGGCAAGCGCCGAUUUGAAGGCCCUACUUGAGGGUGGCAUGGAAGAGGGCGAAGAGGAAGGCGGACAGCCGGAUGGCGAGAAAAAACCAGAAGCAACAAAAGAUGCUAAAGAUGCUAAAGAUGGCACCGUAGAUGGCCUCAAGGUCAAGCUGCUGCCUCAUCAAGUCGAAGGUGUUGAGUGGAUGCGUGGACGAGAACUAGGUCCCGUGAAACGAGGAAGGGUACCCAAGGGAGGUAUCCUAGCCGAUGAUAUGGGUCUUGGAAAGACCCUCCAAACAAUCUCGCUCAUCCUCACCAACCAGAAGCCUGCCAAGAACGCUUCUGGCUGGAAGAAGCACUUUGAAACGAUUGAAAAGACAACACUUGUGGUGGCACCUUUAGCUCUGAUUCGCCAAUGGGAACACGAAAUUAACGAUAGAGUGGAAAAGAGUCAUGGUCUCAAAGUUUGUGUCCAUCACGGGCCCAACCGAACCAAAAGAUUCAAGGAUCUUGCUGCCUACGACGUUGUGAUCACAACCUACCAGAUUCUGGUCUCGGAGCAUGGAAACUCAUCUGAUGCCGAGAAUGGAUUGAAGGCAGGCUGUUUCGGCUUGCACUGGUGGCGAGUUGUCCUGGAUGAAGCCCACACCGUCAAGAACCGAAACGCAAAAGCCACAAAGGCAUGCUACGCCCUAAAUUCAGAAUAUCGAUGGUGUUUGUCCGGUACGCCAAUGCAAAACAACCUGGAUGAGCUUCAAUCUCUCAUCAAGUUUCUCCGUAUUCGACCUUAUGAUAACCUCAAGGAAUGGAAGGAGCAUAUCGAUCUGCCCUUGAAGAACGGCCGAGGUCACAUUGCUAUUCGAAGACUACACAGCCUUCUCAGAUGCUUCAUGAAGCGAAGAACCAAAGAAAUCCUCAAGGAAGAUGGCGCGCUUAACCCUGGUGGUAAGCCUUCUGCCUUGGGUGAAGGCUCCUCGACGGGUUUCAAGGUUACUGAGCGCAAGGUUGUCACUGUAGCGGCUGAGUUAUCGCCUGCAGAGCGCAAAUUCUACGAUAGACUAGCAGCUCGAGCAGACCAAAGUCUUGAGGAUCAGAUGUUGCAAGGCAAAGUCAAUUACGCUAACGCUUUGACUCUGUUGCUCCGACUUCGACAGGCCUGUAACCACCCCAAACUUGUUGAAGGCAAGCUAGAGAAGGACAAGGAUGCAAUGUCGAUAGGAUCUACUCAGAAGAACCAGGAGGCAGACAUCGAUUCUAUGGCCGAUAUGUUCGCUGGCAUGGGCAUCGUCUCUAAGGAUUGCAACAUCUGUGGUCGAGGUUUGAGUAGUGAAGACAACAAAUCAGGCAAAGACAUCUGCUCAGAAUGUCACGCUGACCUGGCAUAUUUUAACGACCAUGAACGACCAGAGAAGCCAGCGCGAGGAAAUAAGUUGAAGAAAACCAAGUCCAAGGGCAAGAAAGAAAAGAAGAAAGAAGGGGCCAAAAAGAAUGUCGAUAGAGAGAUUAUCGAUCUCGGUGAUGACGAGGACGAUGAGCCCCAGAAGACAACCUCGAGGCGAUCUCGCAAUCGAAACGCUGUUGUCGACAGUGAUGAUGAGGAUACAAUGCCGCCACAAAAAAACAAUCGAAAGCCUCGAAACCGCAACGCUAUCUUGGAUAGUGAUGAGGAGGAGGAAGCCGAAGGUUCAUGGCUCGUUUCAGAAAAUGAGCAAGGCUCACUUCAUCUCGGAAAGGCUGGCGGCGAAGAAGACGAAAAUGCCGAGGGAGGGGGCGAUUCUAUAGGCCCCGAAGAUUCUGAGGACGAGGAGAGUAAGCUCGAAGAUAAGAGCAACUUGAGCAGCUUUAUUGAGGACGAUGAAGCCUCUGACUCUGAUGACUCUUUGACAUCUCUGACUGAUCUUACGAAGCGCAUGGCUGCACAGACACUGGACGAUAGAAAAUCUAACGCUGCAAACACAAAGGCGGCUACAACUGCUGUCUCCGAAUCUUCUGACUCGGACUCCAGUUCAGGAUCUGAGUCCGAUUCUGAUUCCGAUUCCUCUGGCUUGUCUUCUGACGAAGAUGACAGCGUCUUCUAUCCUUCGCGCGACCCCAACUCUCCACAAGUCCUUGCUUCCUCGAAAAUACGAGAACUCAUCAAGAUUCUCCAAAAUGAAGUCAAGGAACACAAAUUCAUUGUCUUCUCCCAAUUUACCUCUAUGCUUAACCUGGUGGAACCCUUCUUCCGUAAGGAGCGGUUCCGCUUUGUGCGGUACGAUGGUAGCAUGAAGAAUGAUGAGCGAGAAGAAAGCUUACGAAGUUUGAGGAGCGACCCUGAAACGCGAAUUUUGCUGUGCAGUUUGAAGUGCGGUAGUUUAGGACUUAACCUCACAGCGGCGACCAGGGUCGUCAUCCUCGAGCCCUUCUGGAACCCGUUUGUGGAAGAACAAGCCAUCGACCGUGUCCAUCGUCUCACGCAGACUGUCGACGUAAUCAUCUACAAGCUUACUGUUUCCAACACAGUUGAGGAACGCAUUCUCGAACUGCAGGACAAGAAGCGUGAACUGGCCGAGCAGGCUAUCGAGGGUGGCAUGCGCAAGGAGGCCCUCAAGCUUGGUCUCAACGAGAUCAUCAAUCUUUUCAAGCCAGGAUCUUCUGCGGAUAACCCUAGUCUGAUCACCGACACUGUCGGCGAUGAAAGCUUUGAUGGUAACGGACGCAGAGCGGUUUCAAUGCAGAGGCGACCGGAACGGCCCAAGAAGGAAGAGAGCUCUGUCUACGGCCGAAGAUGGUAA